AGUCUGCUAACAAUGACUGCAAAAGAAGAUGAAAUAAUUUCCUUCCUCUUUUCUAAAUUUGCCUCCUGAGCCCCACUGGAGGCUGUUUCAGUUCUGGGAUGACUUUGAAAAGCCAUAUGUUUCAGCAUGUUGCUUCCAGAAGCCUGUGGCUACUUCAACCCCUGAUGACUUUGCUGCUGUUAGCUCCUGUGGACAAGGCAGCUGCCGAUCUCCCGAAGGCCGUGGUGGAACUCCAGCCCCCGUGGAUCCAUGUGCUCCGGGAGGACAGAGUGACCCUGACCUGCCAGGGGGCCCACAGUCCUGGGAACCAGUCCACCCAGUGGCUCCACAACGGCAGCCCCAUCCCCACGCAGGUCCAGCCCAGCUACACGUUUAAGGCCGAGAGCAACGACAGCGGAGAGUACAGGUGCCGCACAGACCGCACCAGCCUCAGCAACCCCUUGCAGCUGGACGUGACUGCUGAAUGGCUGCUGUUACAGACUCCACAGCUGGUGUUCCAGGAGGGGGAAUCCAUUGUGCUGAGGUGCCACAGCUGGAGGAACAAUCCUAUGAAUAAGGUCACCUUCUACCAGAAUGGAACAGCCAAGAAGUUUUCUCAUUACAAUACCACCUUCUUCAUCGCAGAGGCCAAUAGCAGCCACAGUGGUGAUUACCACUGCACAGGAAGAAUAGGAAACACGUUCUACUCCUCCAAGUCCGUGACCAUCACUGUCAGAAAGAUUUUGUCCACCUCGAAUGACUCACUGGUGGUGACAAUUGUGGCAGUGGUUGCUGGGAUUGUGGCAGUGGCUACUAUUGCUGUUUUAGCUGUCUUCAUUUACCUCAGACGCAGGCGCAGUUCAGCUCUCUCAGGAAACUCUAAGCUCCGGGGAAUGGGAGAGACCCUCCCAGAGGAACUGGGUGAGUACAGCGUUCUCUAUGGGGGCUCAGCUAUGCCCCACCCAGGGCUGCCGGAGGGCUUGGAACCAGCAGCAAGUAAUCUGUCCAGUCCCAUCGAUAGGGAGGAAGCUGACAAAGCUGAGGUUGAGAAUACAAUUACUUACUCACUUCUUAUGCACCCGGAAGCUGCCGAGGAAGACAUAGAACCCAACUACCAGAACCACAAUUAGUCUCUGAUGUCUUGCCCUGAGGUUUGGGGCAGAGAAGCAGAGAGGAAAGAUCACGGCCUCCUUGCCUGUGGUGUCUUUGGGGAGGAUGGCCGGAUGCUACAGCUCCGAGGGAGAAGGACUUUUGCUGAGUUCCUGGCGUGAGCCCUUGAAGCUCCUGUUCCAGAAGUGCCUGAAGCUCCAGACCUGCUGGCUCCUGUGCUGCUCCCAUGCCUCAGAGCUGCUCCACACCCAGAUUCUCUGCUACACAUCCAUCCAGCCAACACAAUCAAUCAUAGCGCUGUUAUUGACAAGUUGCAGCAACAUGGGACAUGCUAGAUAUAUAUGAUUUCAUAAACGCUAAAAUAGACUAACAUAUACCAACAUACAAAAAAUGAUCAGUUCAGGGUGAUGGAAUGUUUGGUGAUUUUUCUUUUCAUUCUUUAUUUUUCUAAAAAUAUAAUGUAUUACUUUUAUAAUAAAAUAUUAUUUUUAAAUGA
Ochotona princeps (American pika) is the source of this 1585-nucleotide messenger RNA. It is a transcript of the gene FCGR2B, whose product is annotated as Fc gamma receptor IIb. The record is from RefSeq and is a predicted model, not a curated record. NCBI's taxonomy places the organism in Eukaryota, Metazoa, Chordata, Mammalia, Lagomorpha, Ochotonidae. Gene Ontology annotation, molecular function: transmembrane signaling receptor activity. The transcript has 8 exons. Bases 99 to 1109 code for a protein of 336 amino acids. Gene Ontology annotation, biological process: cell surface receptor signaling pathway.